CACCCCCGCCGCGGACUCUGUGGUCCGCACUCUGUGCCGCGGCCCGGGAAUCCGCCUGCUGCAGGCGAUGCCGACGGCUUAGAUACAGGUGGUCCCAGGCCCGCACUUCGGGGACGCUUCUCCGGAGGGCAGGGCACUUCCGCCACAGUAGGCAGCCUAGUGGGUGCACUUGAGGGCGGGCACCGCGGCUGGACUUGCAAUGGUGGUGGCCCUCUGCCUUAGGAGAGCCGGGCCGGGGCCGGGGUGUCUCCUCCUUGCACUAAGGGUGCUGCUGUGCUCCCGGGGUGCACAGAGCGCAGUGCCUGGGCCGGCAGCCUCGGGGCGAAGCUGUGCUGAGGCGGCAGUGUGGGUGCAGCAGGCAGAACUGGGGGGUUGGCCCUUGACCUGGAUGCGAGCGGUCCCCACCGCUUACCACACACAGGGCAGCCUGGGUGUGGACCCCAGGGCCCUCAUCUGUCCCUGGGCACAGGGAGCCGCAUCCAGGAGGGCUCUCGUGUGCAUUAGGUCAGGUCUGCCGGCGGCGCCCGCCGGGGCUGGCACACAGUACGCACUCAGUAAAAGGGAAUUAGUAAGAGCGACACAGGCCCUGCCUUCUAGGGGCGUAGAGGCCCCCAAACUAGGGAUUAAGCAAGCGAGGUGAAAUGUAGACAGAGGAGCACAGUUCAUCUGGAGAACUGUGCACCGGCUCUCACUUGGGGGUGAUUGGGAAGGUAGUGCAGGCAGUGAGGUUUGCCUGGGGCUUUGAAGAAUAGAUGGGCUUCCAGGGAGCUGGUAACGGGCAGCAAGAACCAGCUCCAUCCCAGGCCUCCCAGAGGGGACCGGGACCACCAUUGUUUGCAGUUUCUGAAAGUAUUUCAAGGCACAAAUUCAGGGGUCGGCGGGAGCAAUGGAAGAUCACAAGGAAGAAGAGAUGUUAGACAUUCUCCGACUGAACGUGGGUGGCUGUAUUUACACAGCCAGGCGAGAGUCCUUGUGCCGAUUUAAAGACUCCAUGUUGGCUUCCAUGUUCAGUGGUCGUUUUCCUCUAAAAACAGAUGAGUCAGGGGCUUGUGUUAUUGACCGCGAUGGACAUCUGUUUAAAUACCUUUUGGAUUAUCUCCAUGGAGAAGUUCACAUCCCCACAGACGAGCAAACCCGAGUCGCUCUACAGGAAGAGGCGGAUUACUUUGGCAUCCCUUAUCCGUACAGCCUGUCUGACCACUUGGCCAAUGAAAUGGAGACAUAUUCUUUAAGGUCAAAUAUAGAACUUAAAAAGGCUUUAACAGACUUCUGUGAUUCAUAUGGUUUAGUUUGCAACAAACCAACAGUUUGGGUUCUCCACUAUCUUAACACAUCCGGUGCAAGCUGUGAGAGUAGAAUUAUUGGUGUAUAUGCCACAAAAACGGACGGAACAGAUGCUAUUGAUAAGCAGCUAGGAGGAAGAAUUCACAGUAAAAGCAUUUUUAAAAGAGAGGCGGGCAAUAAUGUUCAGUACAUCUGGAGCUAUUACUCAGCAGCAGAACUGAAGAAAAUGAUGGAUGCCUUUGAUGCCUGGGAAGGAAAAGGCGUCAGCUACUGGCGGGUGCCGCACGAGCUGAUAGAAUGCUGGACCCUGGAGGAGCGGCCUUUGCUGGGGAGCCUGCGCCACAUGGCCCCGAUUCGGAAGAGGAGGCUGAUGGCGUUGGAUGAAGGGGAGGAAGGCGUGAACUGUAAGGCUGGUCCUAAACCUGUCAGGUUUUCGGGCCCUUCCACCAGCACCCAAAUCAAGGUCAAGAACUCGGCUUCAGUCCGGGUGUCCCCGUCUCCAGGUGGAAUGCCAGCUCAGCACUCUGCACUGUCUAAGGCCCUGUCCCUGGUGGGCACGGAGGUGCCUGGGCACUCCCCAUCGCAUGGGCCUGGGGGUCCUGAAAAUGGGGCCACAUCGCCCCCUCCAGCCAAGGUUCUGCUGUGCGACAAGAAGGCCACCCCACCCCGGGUGAUAAAGCUGAAGCGGACUCCACUGUGUGCCACGGGGCCUCCCCCGCCCACCUGCCCAGCAGCGAGCCCCGAGGGGGCCCCGCCACCCCAAGCGCCCACCUUGGAUGUGCGGACUGAGAACAGGCAGGACAAGACCGAUUGAAGGGAGCGCUGGGCUCCAGACGCCCUGUUGGCCUCCCAGGGCUGCCACCCGGUGAUGCACACAAGUGACACUGUCGAUGCAGUAGAGGUGACAGCGUCAUGUUUGCAUUCAGGAUAAUUACGGGGAAAAGAAAUUGCGACAUAAGACUGGAGGAGGGGAGACUUUAGGUGGUUGGGACUACAGUUCCUUCUCAUUUUCCCAACUUUUAAAUGAUUACUUGUCUACAGACAGUUUGAAUUUCUGGUUUUUAAUGUUUUUUUAAUGGUUGGUUGGUAUUAGGGCGACAAACCAGUACAGCAUCAUCACUAGAGAAGUUUACUUUGUUGCUGAAAUAAUUGUAGGCUGUAGGCACUUUGUAAUGUUUGUCAUAGCAGCCCAGGGGUAGGAGUGAGUCUGGCUGAGGUCCUCCUGCCUGGGACCAGCGAGGGUGCUGCAGGGCUCCCUGGUGGUAGCACAGCCCAGAGAGGCGGAGAGAACGCAGAUCAGGGGAACUUGCCCCAAGUUACUCUCAGUCUCAAAGGCGACAUGAGAAGAAAGAUGAGGAGGGGCAGAAGAUAGAGACCACACUUUGACGUUCAUUUAAUUAAACUGGAUUCUUUUCCAGA
This is a messenger RNA of Myotis brandtii (Brandt's bat), 2703 nucleotides long. RefSeq names its product potassium channel tetramerization domain containing 18 (gene KCTD18). The transcript has 7 exons. Gene Ontology annotation, biological process: protein homooligomerization. The record is from RefSeq and is a predicted model, not a curated record. Lineage: Eukaryota; Metazoa; Chordata; Mammalia; Chiroptera; Vespertilionidae. The coding region runs from base 887 to 2098 and encodes 403 amino acids.